ACUGGAUUUCUGCACCACUCAUCAAAACUCUGCGGCAUGCAGACGGGAGCCGCGGGGAGGGCACUUAGCAGGCUGACGCACUGAGGCUCUCUGCUGGUCCGGCGAAUCAUUUCAUCAGAGCUUUGGAGUUCCAACUUAUAUGAGAAAAUGGCAAAAGAGGGAGAGAAAAGCGAGUGGAGGGAGUUUAUGUGGAACCCGAGGACGAGGGAGUUUCUGGGCAGGACGGCGAGCAGUUGGGGUCUUAUCCUUCUCUUCUAUGUCAUUUUCUACAUCUUCCUGGCCGGCUUGUUUGCACUCACCAUGUACGUCAUGCUGCAGACCUUGGAUGAACACAAACCCACCUGGCAGGACAGACUCGCCACACCAGGGAUGGUGAUCAGACCCAAUGCCAAAGCAAACGAUGCCUUUGAAAUCAUCUAUAGCAUCAAGAGAACAGAGAGUUGGGACACUUACACUCAGGUGCUGAACAACAUUCUUGAACCUUACAAUGACUCGAUCCAGGCGCAGAAAAAUGACCCGUGCACCCCAGAUCAGUACUUCCUGCAGGAGGACAGCGGCAAUGUGAAGAACAACCCAAAGCGCUCCUGUCAGUUCAACCGCACCAUCCUGGGCGACUGCUCUGGAAUCAGGGACAGUUCCUAUGGAUACGAGGAGGGCAAACCAUGCAUCAUCAUCAAGCUGAAUCGGGUGAUUGGGCUGUUGCCAGAGAGUGAUUUGCAGAGUCCAUAUGUUACCUGUGGUGCAAAGAGGGAAGACACUGACAAGAUUGGAGAUAUAAUGUAUUUCCCUGUCAAUGGCACUUUCAACCUCAUGUACUACCCUUACUAUGGCAAGAAAGCUCAGGUGAACUACUCUCAGCCUUUGGUUGCCAUCAAGUUUCUCAACAUCACUCGAAAUGAAGACAUCAACGUGGAGUGCAAAAUCAACGCCAACAACAUUCCCACUGGAGGCGAAAGGGACAAGUUUGCUGGAAGAGUGUCUUUCAAGCUGAGGAUCAACGACUAGGUCCAACCCUUUCACUCUCCCAAAAACUACUUUUUUCUUCAUCCGCUGUCGUGCUGCACAUGCACAGAAAAAAAAAAUUGACAGCAUUCACACCUUUGGUUUAGCUUGCCAUAUUCUCUUACAACCCUCUGCUUUGGUGAAUUAAGACAACAAGAACAAAAGGUGGUAAUCCUGUCAUUGUUUCUGUCUGUGAGCACUUGGAAAAGUUAUUUUCUGUCAUUUAGUUUAAAGUGAUGUCUGUUUAUACUGCAUGACAAACUAGGGGAUGUAAAGGAUCUCAACAUGUUUCAACGGAGCAGCAAUCUUAUCAUUUUAUUGCUGCUUCCUUUUUGCUGUCUCCUUAUAGAACAUCCCACUAUAUAAUAUACACAAUUUACAAUACAAAAGGUGUAUAUCUACAGUAUUUAUAUGGUAUCAUAACCUUCUUUCUGUAUGUCCAUUUUGUUGCACUUAAAAGGAAAAAUACAACAGACUAAAAUAUAUCUUGAUGGAUGGAUGCAGAAAUUAAGCCAUUUUGCAUGUGUGUGUUUUGUGUGUAUGUUCCCCCCAACCCCAUGUUUCACCUCUCUGCUACUUGUGACUUAAGGUUUUGUUAAACGCUGACCACCAGGAGGAACGUCACUGAUCCUCACACAGAAGAAAAAAAGG
Molecule: messenger RNA, 1653 nt
Organism: Thalassophryne amazonica
Lineage: Eukaryota; Metazoa; Chordata; Actinopteri; Batrachoidiformes; Batrachoididae
Gene: atp1b2b
Product: ATPase Na+/K+ transporting subunit beta 2b
Exons: 8
Coding region: 148-1005 (285 amino acids)
Biological process (GO): sodium ion export across plasma membrane; intracellular sodium ion homeostasis; potassium ion import across plasma membrane
Cellular component (GO): sodium:potassium-exchanging ATPase complex
Molecular function (GO): ATPase activator activity
Source: RefSeq, a predicted model, not a curated record